AUGGCUCUCAAAGAUGCGCUGGCCAAGAAGGGCGGCUUGACCCUGUCGCAACUGGCAAACUACGACGACCUGGCUACCGAUGCUCUCGUCGACCGCGUCUACUUUUGGACCACCAUUCGCAAGAAUCGCAUGAGGUAUUCCGCUUGCCGCGGUCUCCAUGAGGAGGACAUCGCCAAGAUAUUACGUGACACAGUAAUCAUUAACAAAGACCCGGCCAAAGCCAUGGAUCAGUUACUGGAGCAGCCUGGCCUGAAAAAGUAUUUGCAAAGACUGGGAACCAAGGACGAAAAGGAGCAUUUCAAGAGGCACCUCCGCAAGUACGUCAACAUUUAUAUGCCGGAUUGCCCGUGGGAGGUCUCAACCACGAAUCGCUAUACCAUUGUCAGCCAUGAAGCCUCCGUUGUUGCGCGAAAAGAAAUCAAAAAGAACGAGGUCAUAAAGUAUUUGUGCGGUAUCCAGGUCGCCAUGACGAAGGAGGAAGAAGAGACGCUUGACCUCAACAAGCGCGAUUUCAGCAUUGUCAUGUCCAGUCGCAAAAAGGCGCCCUCCCUCUUCCUCGGCCCCGCGCGGUUUGCGAACCACGACUGUGAGGCGAAUGCGCGAUUAACCACCGCCGGUCCGAAUGGAAUGGCCAUUGUCUCGAAAAGGGAUAUUGAAGUGGGCGAGGAGAUUACGGUGUCUUACGGCGAGGAUUACUUUGGGGAGGACAAUUGCGAAUGUCUUUGCGCAACUUGCGAAAAGUACAGGCGCAACGGCUGGGGCCCGACCAAGGAUUCAGACAGCGAAACCACGGCCGAGGAACCGCAAGAACCAGAACACGAUGGUCCGUACUCGUUCAGAAAGAAGAGGCGGUAUGGAACGGAUUCGGCCAUAGCUUCGCGCGACACGACAACGGAGCCGACUUCAACGGAUAGGCGGAAAAGGAGGAAAACGAACGCUUCGCAACCGCAUGAUUCGCCUAAAUCGCAGUCAAAGAAGCCACGAAAAAACAGCAUUCCACAGAUCAAGAUGGAGCGUACAGACUCGCAAGUGAGCCAGGAGGCCCCGGCAUCGACUAUUGAGGAAGAGCAACGGCCUACCACUGCGUCCGCCAAAUUAAGGGCGAUGCGGAUUCAGCAGCGCAACUCUUGGUUUGCUACGGUAUUGGCCGCACCUGAAAGUUUUAGCGCGAGUUCGCCAGGCUCACUCAGUGAUGCGUCUCAACCUUCUACACAAUCGACUGCAGCCACCUCCGUUGACGAGGAAGUUUCGCCAAAGAUACAUCCGGUUAGGCAGCUGAAGACUGCUGAUAUUGGAACCUCUCGACCUGUGAAUGGCAUUUCCGAAGCCGCACAGCCUCCCAUUGAAGUCAAAGUAGAUGCGUCCGAGGUCCAGGUCACCAACUCCGGCACCCAUCCACGCAGAGAAUCCUCAGAAUCCGCGCUUUCCGAGCUCUCCGACAGUGUCGCCUUCGACGAUGCCAACCAGCAACUUGUGCGGCAAAAACGGUUAAAAACGCCUCCACGGACCCGCUCGCAGUCGCACGCCGCACACCCGCCUCCCGUUCCGAUCCCCACGAUUGAAUCGACGGAGCCAGAAGAUGCCUACCAGCGGCAUCCAGGCGACUACACGCUAACCCCGCUUCUCCUAGCCGCAAAGUACAGCCGAUGGGUCGUCUGCCGAACAUGCGACGCAGACUUCGUCCAAGAAGAGGCCUACCUCACGCGGGCGGCAUGUCCGCGGUGCGAGCGGCACAGCAAGCUGUACGGGUACACGUGGCCGAAAACGGACAAGGAGGGCAAGUACGAUUCCGAGGAACGGGUGAUGGACCACCGCAUCAUCAACCGCUUCAUCCCUCCGGACGAGGAACGGGAGAUACGGAAAGGCAAGAAGACAUUGCAGGAGGAGCUGGCGAAGCGGCGGGCGAGCAGCAUAAGCGAGGCGGAGAGGACGAGGACGGAGAGCGAGGGACUGAGCACGCCGAGAAGGGGCGGCAGGACGCGGAGCAGGCUUUCGGCGGUUUUCGCAUAG
Messenger RNA from Aplosporella prunicola CBS 121167, 2010 nucleotides. RefSeq lists its product as uncharacterized. The transcript is spliced from 2 exons. Gene Ontology annotation, cellular component: nucleus. Bases 1 to 2010 code for a protein of 669 amino acids. Lineage: Eukaryota; Fungi; Ascomycota; Dothideomycetes; Botryosphaeriales; Aplosporellaceae. The record is from RefSeq and is a predicted model, not a curated record. Gene Ontology annotation, molecular function: protein binding; histone H4K20 methyltransferase activity.